Messenger RNA from Notechis scutatus (mainland tiger snake), 808 nucleotides. NCBI's taxonomy places the organism in Eukaryota, Metazoa, Chordata, Lepidosauria, Squamata, Elapidae. The record is from RefSeq and is a predicted model, not a curated record.
AUGGCUCAAAAACAGCUAAGCAAAUUUCUAGAUGAGAAGUUGGAAGAAAAUAAAAAGGCCACUUCUUCGGAACUGACAUUUAUGUAUGAUGGGGUGUUAUAUCCUACUAUGAUCUGUUGCCCAGAAAUCCUGAAAAGGAUUCAUACUUUUAGAGCUCGGGAAGAUGAUAUCAUACUAGUGUCAUACCCCAAAACAGGUUCAAACUGGGUUGGGGAGAUUUUAACACAGCUGGAAAUUGCCUCUGGAAAAUAUGAGGAAGACGAACAGAAGAGAAGGCAGCAAAUACUGCAAGAAGUAUCACUAUUUCCUUUUCUUGAAUUUGGAGAUCCAGAAAAAUUUGAGAGGAUGGAAAAACUGCCUUCCAGAAGAGUUAUAAGAACACACCUCAUCCCUCAAAAGUUGCCCAGGUCUCUUUUUGAAAAGAAAACAAAAAUACUGGUUUUGUUUCGGAAUCCAAAGGAUGCAGCUGUGUCUUUCUUCCAUUUUACCAAAGGCAUAAACAUGCGUCCUGACCAGAGUACCUGGGAUGAGUUCUUUGAAGACUUUAUCACUGGAAAAGUGGCCUAUGGAUCUUAUUUUGAUCAUAUUACUGAAUGGAACAACUAUCUGGAGGACAGCAAUGUAUUUUUUAUUACCUAUGAGGAAAUAAAAGAGAAUCCAGUCUCGGCAGUGAAAAAAAUAGCCAAAUUCUUUGAUUUUUCUGUGACCGAAGAGGAGAUUGAGAGCAUUGUAAAGAAAACAAGUUUUGAAAGCAUGAAAGGUACUGCAGAAAACUAUGGAAAACUAGGGAAGGCACUUUUCCGCAAAG